Messenger RNA from Lasiodiplodia theobromae, 270 nucleotides. RefSeq lists its product as uncharacterized. The record is from RefSeq and is a predicted model, not a curated record. The transcript has a single exon. Bases 1 to 270 code for a protein of 89 amino acids. NCBI's taxonomy places the organism in Eukaryota, Fungi, Ascomycota, Dothideomycetes, Botryosphaeriales, Botryosphaeriaceae.
AUGGCCUCCUCGAAAUUCAUCGAAGUCCUCGACACAACCACCCAGCCCACCUACUCGGGCUACAACGUUAGCCUCGAAGACAUCCUCGCCGAGACCCAACGGCGCUGUUCCACCAGCGACAUGCCCGCCGCCUCCAAGCCGCGAAAGGACAGCAACUCGGGCGCUUCCACCUCGUCAGCAGACUCGUCCACACCGUCGAGUCCCACCAGUCCAACCAUGCGCAACCGCCUGCGCCGCUUCACGCUUGCGGGCGUGGCGAAGAACCGCUAG